AUGCUGUGGUUCAUGCAACUCUUUCUGCUUCUGGUAACUGUCAGGUUGGUAAAUGGUGACAACUCUUGUUCUGGACGAGUGGAGGUUCUUUAUAAUGAAACGUGGGGAACAGUGUGUGAUGAUGGCUGGGAUCUAACAGACGCUGCAGUGGUGUGUAGAGAGAUGGGCUGUGGGAGUGCCAUAGGUGCAAGUCGUGCUUAUUUUGACCAAGUACCAGGACAAAUGUGGAUGAAUACUGUACAAUGUACUGGGAUAGAAUCUACUUUGAAGAGCUGCAGAUCAUAUGGAAUUGCCUCCUGUAGUAGUAAUAAAGCUGCUGGAGUCAUCUGUCAGCCUGCUGUCACAUUGGUCAAUGGCACUCAUUCAUGUUCUGGAAGAGUGGAGGUUCGCCACAAUGGAAUAUGGGGAACAGUGUGUGAUGAUGGCUGGGAUGCAUCAGAUGCUGCAGUGGUGUGUAGAGAGAUAGGAUGUGGGAAUGCGACAGAGGUAAAGAGUGCUGCUUAUUUUGGACAAGGAUCAGGACCAGUAUGGAUGAAUAAUGUGAGUUGUAAUGGAACAGAGUCUACACUGAAGAACUGUGUAUUAAGCGGAAGAGUUCGACAAAACUGCAGCCAUGAAAAAGAUGCUGGUGUUAUCUGUGGACCCAAACUUCGACUGCAGAAUGGUUCCAGCUCUUGCUCUGGAAGAGUGGAGGUUCUUCAUAAUGGAAUAUGGGGAACAGUGUGUGAUGAUGGCUGGGAUCUAACAGACGCUGCAGUGGUGUGUAGAGAGAUGGGAUGUGGGGAUGCUAUAGAGGCAAGAAAAGGUGCUUUUUUUGGGAAUGGCUCAGGACCAAUAUGGAUGAAUAAUGUAAAUUGUUAUGGGAAUGAGCAAACUCUAAAGAGAUGUAGAUCUCCUGGAUGGGACGUACAGAACUGCAAUCAUUAUAAAGAUGCUGGAGUCAUCUGCCAAUGUGAGUCAAAUACAUACAUAAAAAUGAGGCUGAUUACACUGCCAUCCAGAACAUUACUAGUCCUUGUUUAUACACUGGACUCGAAAUUUUGUUUAAUGUCUAUUUCAGACAGCUAUACUUAUAUCAAUGAUUCAAAAAGCUGGAUUGAUGCACUAGGAUACUGCAAAACUCACCACCAGACACUGGCGCACAUUUUAAAUGCCAUGGCACACGAGUACAUCACACAGAUGCUGCAGGAUAAAGCAAUCACUGAUGGAGUGUGGAUCGGGCUUGAACGGAGUAUGCUCUUCGCUUGUUCGCCCUGGCUGUGGACCAGUGGGCCGUAUGUGGGGUAUGCAUCAUGGCAUCAAAAGUUUCCAAAGCACCCAGUGAGCAUGUUUUGUGGAAAACUUCUUAAGGAAGAACAGGACCGGUUUGGAUGGAUGGAUGCUUGCUGCCAUGAGCGCCUGCCUUUCAUCUGUCAGGGAUGA
Messenger RNA from Sinocyclocheilus rhinocerous, 1422 nucleotides. Its product is annotated as deleted in malignant brain tumors 1 protein. NCBI's taxonomy places the organism in Eukaryota, Metazoa, Chordata, Actinopteri, Cypriniformes, Cyprinidae. Gene Ontology annotation, cellular component: membrane. The record is from RefSeq and is a predicted model, not a curated record. The transcript is spliced from 6 exons. The coding region runs from base 1 to 1422 and encodes 473 amino acids.